Molecule: messenger RNA, 3896 nt
Organism: Herpailurus yagouaroundi (jaguarundi)
Lineage: Eukaryota; Metazoa; Chordata; Mammalia; Carnivora; Felidae
Gene: ASIC1
Product: acid sensing ion channel subunit 1
Exons: 10
Coding region: 179-1858 (559 amino acids)
Biological process (GO): sodium ion transmembrane transport
Cellular component (GO): plasma membrane
Molecular function (GO): ligand-gated sodium channel activity; pH-gated monoatomic ion channel activity
Source: RefSeq, a predicted model, not a curated record
UCAGCCCCAUCUCAGCCACACUGCCACGAAGGCCCUGGCAGAGAAGGACAGCUGGCUGGCGAGGCGGAGGAGACCUGGCAGAAGGUCUGGGUGGCUGGCUCUGCUGGACCCUGCCUGAGAUCACAUCUGUCUCUCCCUUCACCUGCCAAUCCCCAGUGCCAGGAAGCCCCUGGAGAAGAUGCCCAUCCAGAUCUUCUGCUCUGUGUCAUUCUCCUCUGGAGAGGAAGCCCCAGGGCCCUUGGGAGAUGUUUGGGGUCCGCACCAGCGGCGGCAGCGGGACAAGUCAGAAUCAGAAGAGGAGGAAGAGAAGGAAAAGGAGGCAGUGAGGAAGAAGGCUAGAGAGGGGGAUUCGCCCAUGGAUUUGGUGGCCUUUGCCAACAGCUGCACCCUGCAUGGCACCAGCCACAUCUUCGUGGAGGGGGGUCCAGGGCCGAGGCAGGCCCUGUGGGCAGUGGCCUUUGUUCUGGCACUGGGUGCCUUCUUGUGCCAGGUAGGGGACCGCGUUGCCUAUUACCUCAGCUACCCGCACGUGACUCUGCUAGACGAGGUGGCCACCACGGAGCUGGCCUUCCCGGCGGUCACCCUCUGCAACGCUAAUGCUGUGCGGCUGUCCCAGCUCAGCUACCCCGACUUGCUCUACCUGGCCCCCAUGCUGGGGCUGGAUGAAAGUGAUGACCCUGGGGUGCCUCUGGCCCCACCGGGGCCUGAGGCCUUCUCUGGGGAGCCCUUUAACCUGCACCGCUUCUACAAUCGCUCUUGCCACCGGCUGGAGGACAUGCUGCUCUAUUGUUCCUACUGCGGGGGGCCCUGUGGCCCUCACAACUUCUCGGUGGUCUUCACACGGUAUGGAAAGUGCUACACAUUCAACUCGGGCCGAGAUGGGCGUCCACGGCUGAAGACCAUGAAGGGUGGGACUGGCAAUGGGCUGGAGAUCAUGCUGGACAUCCAGCAGGACGAGUACCUGCCCGUAUGGGGAGAGACUGAUGAGACGUCCUUCGAAGCGGGCAUCAAAGUGCAGAUCCACAGUCAGGAUGAACCUCCCUUCAUCGACCAGCUGGGCUUUGGUGUGGCCCCAGGGUUCCAGACCUUUGUGUCCUGCCAGGAGCAGCGGCAGCUCAUCUACCUGCCCCCGCCCUGGGGCACCUGCAAAGCUGUUACCAUGGACUCGGAUUUCUUCGACUCCUACAGCAUAACUGCCUGCCGCAUCGACUGUGAGACACGCUACCUGGUGGAGAACUGUAACUGUCGCAUGGUGCACAUGCCAGGGGAUGCCCCAUACUGCACUCCAGAACAGUACAAGGAGUGUGCGGAUCCUGCUCUGGACUUCCUGGUGGAGAAGGACCAGGAAUACUGUGUGUGUGAAAUGCCCUGCAACCUAACCCGCUAUGGCAAGGAGCUGUCCAUGGUCAAGAUCCCCAGCAAAGCGUCAGCCAAGUACCUGGCCAAGAAGUUCAACAAGUCUGAGCAGUACAUAGGGGAGAACAUCCUGGUGCUGGACAUUUUCUUUGAAGUCCUCAACUAUGAGACUAUUGAGCAGAAGAAGGCCUAUGAAAUUGCAGGGCUCCUGGGUGACAUUGGAGGCCAGAUGGGCCUGUUCAUUGGGGCCAGCAUCCUCACAGUACUGGAGCUCUUUGACUACGCCUAUGAGGUCAUUAAGCACAAGCUGUGCAGAAGAGGAAAGUGCCAGAAGGAGGCCAAAAGGAGCAGCGCGGACAAGGGUGUGGCCCUUAGCCUGGAUGACGUCAAAAGACACAACCCGUGUGAGAGCCUCCGGGGCCAUCCUGCCGGGAUGACGUAUGCUGCCAACAUCCUACCUCACCAUCCGGCCCGAGGCACUUUUGAGGACUUUACCUGCUGAGCCCCGCAGGCCACCGUACCAAAGGCCUAGGUGGGGAGGGCUAGGAGAAUAAGGGGGCCCUCAGUUGCGCCCCUCCGCAUCUGCCCUGGGGACUCACUCCCCCCUCCCAAGGUAGUCCCCCACUCCUGGGCAGUCCUUUCCUCUUGUCUGUGGUGAGGAAGGAGUCUUGACCAUAGAGCCCUCUCCCUGCCUCUAUCCCGUUCUUUUUAUUUUUACUGAAACUAAUCUAAAAAAAAAAAAAAACUUAAAAAAAACUAAAAAACUAAAAACUAAAAAGAGAGAAUGGGGCAGGUGACCUCAGGCUGCCCCUUUCUGCUCCAUGCUGCCUCCCCCAGCUCCCAGCCUGAAUUAUGUCUGUCUGGCUGUCUGUCAUCUGACUGUCCACCUACAUUCUGCUGCCACCAGUCACCAAAGCCCCUCCCAGUGGGGGGUGGAGGGGAUCCUUGGGGUCUGGAAUUUGGCCCCGAAUCAGAGAAUGUACCUUGAAGGGGAGGGCUAGUUGCGGGGGGGGCCCCGGGCGCAGGCUUCCCCAGCCUUAAGAGACCCUCUCAGCCCAGUGUCCCCCCAACCGCAAAUUUCCAGGCAAGAACUAAGACCCUAGUCCCCAUUCCCACCCCCUUACAUGUGAAGUCUCUAUCUAGGGAGUUGGGGAUGGGAAUACCCCGAAGAAGUGGAUGAUGGGGAGAAGAUGUGGCCCUGGUGCUGUAGGCCACAUCCUGAUACCUACAAGUUCACCCCCACCCCAGAACUGCUGGAGAGAAAUCCCAAGAGGUAGCACUCCUCUACUGUCCCAUGAAAGAUCCAGCUGGUUGGCUUCCAGCUCAGGGAGAGGGACACUGGUGCCUAACCUCACUGGUCCCUCUCCCAGGGGCCCCUGCGGAGGGCCGCAUCCAUAAAUUUUCUUAUGGAACUCUCCCAAGUCCUCUCCCCCAACUUCAUUUGCUUCUCUCAACAACCUCAUCUGCAUUUUCUAUUUCUAUAUGAUACAGACUCUAUAUUGCUAUAUCUCUGUAUAUACUUUCCCCUAACUCUGUCUGUCUCUACCCCAUCCCCUCUUGUCUCUAAGAACCAUCCUCCCGCUCCAAGUCCCCCUUUCUGUGUUUCUACUCCCUCCCUGGUCUCUGAAUGCCUUCGCCUGUAUAAAGAGUUGGACUCUCUCCCCUGGUGUCUGUACUGUGUACACACAUCCCUCUGAGAAGCACAAGGAGACGACACGCGCAUUGUAACCUUCGCACUGUCUCGGUGGCGACAUAAAGGAAGCUGUGAAUCACAAGCUCUGCCUCUUUCUGGCCUCACCCUCUGCCCCCAACCCGGGCACCCUAUGCCCUUCCCGUAGCCUUAACAUUCCCUCCCCUGUUUCACAAUCACAAAGCCCUUUGCCUGGCUGACUGUGGCCUCCCCAGGGAAGGGAUAGCUGCGGAAAGAGACCCUGCCCAGGGAGUGGAGAUCUGCUCUGCACACCAAGCCAAGGGUGUCAGAGACAAGGGGAACUAUGGUCUUGUAGCUGGAGAGACAGAAGUUCAGGUCCUCAGCCAGUGACCUUUCCUUCCUUCUGGGUGCCCAGCCUCCUUUCCUCACCUGAUACCUAAGCCCACCACUUCUAUUUUCUGGUGAGGUAUGGUUUGGUAAUGGUGGGGAAAAAUACAGGUUUAGAGGGGAAGUUGAAAGCUCUGCUCUUCUGUCUCUCCCUUCCUAUCUUAAUGAGAAAUGAGUGAAGUAGAGGGCCUGCCAUGCCCCCUCCCCCAGGCACUCCUCCUAGGCCAGAGCCCUACCCCUUCCCAGGCCUUCUCCGCCCAACUGUCUCUUGGUCUCCAACCCCAGAACAGGACCUGUGGCAGGUCACCUGUGCACUGCCUGGAGCUAGAGAGUGAGGCUAUGGGAUGUUGGGGGAGCUCUUGGUUCUUAGAAGUUCCUUGGAGAUCAGACCUCUCCAGAGGGAAGCAGGAACAAGGCCAAGGGGUGUGCACCGGAUGGAGAACAGCAGGCAGGGCUACGGGUGACGCAUGCCUCUGGUCUAAUAAACUGGGUUUCAACCAUC